AUGUCCGCACUGCAAGAAGGCAAGGUCAAGAGCGUCCUCUCUGGCGACACCUUGAUUCUGCAAAACAAGGCCAAGCAGGAACGCACUCUUUCUCUGGCCUUCAUCAAUGCGCCUCGCCUGCAAUCCGACGAGCCUUGCAGCUUCGAAUCUCGCGACUUCAUUCGGAAGCUCACCGUUGGCAAGGUCAUCCGCUUCAGCGUGCUCUAUUCGAUCCCUCAAAAGGUCGGUGGCUCGUCACGCGAGUAUGGCGUUGUCCUUCUACCCGACGGUAAGCAGCUUCCCGAUUUGAUUGUCCAGGAGGGAUGGGCGAAACUGCGAGACGAUGCGGAGCGGAAGGCAGAAACACCAGCAGCAGCAGAGCUACUUGAGCGAUUGGCGGCACUCGAGGCACAUGCAAAAGCAGACGAGAAGGGAAUGUGGAAGCCAAAGGCGCUCUUUGUGCAGAACAUCCGAGAGAUACCUGAUCCCAAGGCAUUCGCAGAAGAGCAGAAGGGCAGGUCAAUCGAGACUGUCGUGGAGCGAGUCCUUAGCGGAGAUCGAUUGAUAGCCCGGCUCAUGAUCUCGCCCACGCAGCAUGUGCAAACGACUGUACUUGUUGCUGGUCUACGAGCACCUACGACUGCGAGGACGAACCCCAGCGAUGGCAGCACGCAGGCUGCGGAACCAUACGGAAACGAAGCGCAGGCAUUCGUGGAAGAGAGACUGCUUCAAAGAGGUGUGCAGGUGCGGAUACUGGGUGUGUCGCCGAACAACCUGCUUGUUGGUGAAGUACGGCACCCUGUUGGCAACAUCGCCGAGUUCCUGCUGAAGGAGGGCCUUGCACGAUGUGUUGACCACCAUUCGACAUGGCUUGGCGCCGAGAUGGGCAAACUUCGUCAGGCAGAGCGAUUCGCAAAGGAGAAGCAGCUCGGUCUGUUCCAGAGCGUUGCACCGAAGCGGACAGCUGGUAGCGAGCAAGAAGCCGUCGUCAGUAGAGUCUUCUCUGCGGACACCAUCUUCAUUCGCAAUAAGGCUGGCCAGGAGAAGCGAAUCAACCUCAGCAGUGUGCGACAGCCGAAGCCCACCGACCCCAAGCAAUCGCCAUUCGGCGCCGAAGCAAAGGAAUUCGCACGUAAGAAGCUUAUAGGCAAGCAUGUCAAGGUGACAAUCGAUGGCAAGCGACCUGCCACCGAAGGUUACGACGAGCGGGAGAUGGCUACCGUCACACAGAACGGUAAGAACGUCGCUUUGCUGCUUGUCGAGAAUGGAUACGCAUCUGUCAUUCGGCAUCGAAUGGACGAUACUGACCGCAGCCCGCUAUACGAUGAGUUGCUCGCGGCCGAGGAGGCGGCCCAGUCUGAGCAGAAGGGUAUGUGGUCGGCCAAGCCACCAAAGGUGCCAACAUACGUCGACUACAGCGAAUCACUCGAGAAAGCGAAGCGUCAACUCACCCUUCUAUCGCGGCAAAAGAAGGUACCUGCUGUUGUCGACUUUGUCAAGUCCGGCAGUCGAUUCACUGUCCUCGUCCCUCGCGAAAACGCCAAGCUCACCUUUGUCCUCGGUGGUAUUCGUGCUCCCCGAAGUGCUCGUGGAGCCAACGACACUGCCGAACCCUUUGGACAGGAGGCCCAUGAAUUCGCGGUCAAGCGUUGCAUGCAGCGGGAUGUCGAGAUCGAUGUGGAUGACUGCGACAAGCAAGGUGGCUUUAUCGGUACACUAUACGUCAACCGCGAGAGCUUUGCCAAGUUGCUCGUUGAGGAAGGUUUCGCAUCCGUCCAUGCUUACAGUGCAGAGAAGUCUGCCAAUGGCGCUGAGCUCUUCGCCGCCGAGCAAAAGGCAAAGGAUAUGAGACGCGGCAUGUGGCAUGACUACGAUCCAGCACAGGAGGCUGCAGAGAACGGCGGCGACUACGAAUACUCUGCUCCAACGAACGGCGUCAACGGCAAUGGCGAGGGUCCCACUAUCCAGCGCGAGAAGAACUACAAGGAUGUCGCCAUCACCUAUGUCGAUCCCUCCAAUGCACGUCUGAAGGUCCAACUAGGUGGUUCUGGCAAGGCAAACCUCGAUUCGCUCAUGAAGGAGUUCGCGUCUUUCCAUAUCUCUCCUGGUAACGGACAGCCACUUGCGCAACCUCCAAAGACUGGUGACAUCGUUUCUGCCAAGUUCACGCAAGACGGCGUAUGGUAUCGUGCUCGCGUUCGACGCAACGACCGUGAUGCCAAGACGUCAGAGGUUGUCUACAUCGACUACGGCAACUCGGAGACGCAGCCGUGGAGCGCACUCCGACCACUCGAGUCCUCGAAGUUUGGUACUCAGCGCCUCAAAGCCCAAGCCGUCGACGCCGCGUUCUCCUUCGUCCAAUUUCCCACCUCGCCUGAAUACCUCUCGGAGUCUGUCAACAUGCUCAACCACGUCUGCCUGGACCGGAACCUGAUUGCUAACAUCGAUUACUCCGACUCGCGCGACAACUUGCUAUGGGUGACGCUCCUGGACGAGAAGGCGCCUGAUCUCAACCAGAGCAUCAACGCCGAUGUCAUCACCGAGGGUCUCGCGAUGGUGCCGAGCAAGCUGCGGCCUUUCGAGCGCAGCGCCCCGAACGUCGUGGCGGAUCUGAAGAAGAGAGAGGCCGAAGCCAAGGCGGAGCGGAGAGGAAUGUGGGAGUAUGGUGAUUUGACUGAGGAUUAG
Zasmidium cellare ATCC 36951 is the source of this 2664-nucleotide messenger RNA. RefSeq lists its product as uncharacterized. Gene Ontology annotation, molecular function: RNA binding; nuclease activity. Bases 1 to 2664 code for a protein of 887 amino acids. Lineage: Eukaryota; Fungi; Ascomycota; Dothideomycetes; Mycosphaerellales; Mycosphaerellaceae. The record is from RefSeq and is a predicted model, not a curated record. The transcript has a single exon. Gene Ontology annotation, cellular component: cytosol; RISC complex; nucleus. Gene Ontology annotation, biological process: regulatory ncRNA-mediated gene silencing; mRNA catabolic process.